This is a messenger RNA of Petromyzon marinus (sea lamprey), 4445 nucleotides long. It is a transcript of the gene ALG5, whose product is annotated as ALG5 dolichyl-phosphate beta-glucosyltransferase. The record is from RefSeq and is a predicted model, not a curated record. Gene Ontology annotation, cellular component: endoplasmic reticulum membrane. NCBI's taxonomy places the organism in Eukaryota, Metazoa, Chordata, Hyperoartia, Petromyzontiformes, Petromyzontidae. Gene Ontology annotation, biological process: protein N-linked glycosylation.
GUCCAGCGCGCACCGUCCAGGAGACUCCACGGGCUGGCGCGCGAGUGGCCGCGUGCCACGCUUGUCACGUGACGCGCCUGUCACGUGGCGCGCCUGUCACGUGGCUCACUGCUACCGGUUUCGUGGUUGCUGGUCCCCCUCACGGCCGCCCGUCUCGUGCGCGUGGCACGGUGCCCGGCUUCGUAGGCGCUUGCUAACUCGCUGCGACUGAACAGCACUUGCCCCAACAGUCUGUUACAGGCUAUACGGGGGGGGGGGGGGAUCUUUGCCUGCGGAGACAGUGGGAGAGAGAGAGGGGGGGAGGGUGUUGGGAGAUGACGGCGGUGACGGAGGAGGCGGCGGCGGCGGCGGCGUCUCGUUGCUGCUGCGCGGCGGAAGCGGCCGCGGCGCUCGCCCUGCUCUGCCUGGCCGCGCUGCUGCUGUUGGCACUCGUGGCUCACAUGACGGCGUCCGGAGAGACAGAGCUGUGGCUCGGCAAGCAGGAGCCGCAAUUCCUGGACCCGGUCACCGGUGCCCGGCGACUCUUCCCAACGCGCCACGAUCCGGCGUCGCUCGCCCUCUCCGUCAUCGUCCCCGCGUACAACGAGGAGGAGCGCAUGCCAGCCAUGCUGGAUGAAGCUAUGAAAUAUCUAGAAGACAGAAAGAAACGCGAUGGGAAGUUCUCGUACGAGCUGAUCGUGGUGGAUGAUGGCAGCAAAGAUAAAACGACGGAGGUGGCGCUUGGCUACGUGGAGCGCUUUGGGGCGGAGAGGGUGCGGGUGCUGACACUGCAGCGGAACCGCGGCAAGGGCGGCGCCGUGAAGCGGGGCAUGUUCUGUGCGCGUGGAGAGUCUCUGCUCAUGGCAGACGCCGAUGGAGCCACCAAGUUCCCCGACCUGGAGAAACUGGAGGCGGCGCAAAAGGAGAUCCUGGGGAGAGAGCCGGGUCUCCUGGCCAUCUCCUGUGGGUCCCGUGCCCACCUAGAGCAGGAUUCCAUCGCUCAGCGCUCCUACUUGCGCACGCUGCUCAUGUACGGCUUCCACUUCCUCGUGUGGCUGCUGUGCGUACGGGGGGUGCGCGACACGCAGUGCGGCUUCAAGCUGCUGAGCCGCGCCGCCGCCCUGCGCACCUUCUCCAACCUUCACGUCGAGCGCUGGGCCUUUGAUGUUGAGCUCUUGUACAUCGCACAGUGCCUGAGCAUCCCUGUCGCGGAGGUGGCCGUCAGGUGGACAGAGAUUGAGGGAUCCAAGCUGACUCCCUUCUGGAGCUGGGUGCAGAUGGGCCGGGACCUGCUCUUCAUCCGCCUGCGCUACCUGACCGGCGCAUGGAGACUCGAGCCCGUCGACAAGCAAGAGUGACUUGGCGGUGGACAGGGAACCUUGCCCGCUCUUGCUCUCUCGCCCGCCCGCCUCAUCCGCUUGCCCACGCGUGGGCCGACAAGGCCGCACGAGAGCGUCUCGUUUGGAACAGCGCGUGCGUUUGGAACAGCGCGCGCGUUUGGAAGUUGCCUCUGGGGCGGGCGGGCGGGGGGGGGGGGGGUGGUUAUUCCGUGGGCGACUCCAACGAGGGUUUACACGAAACUGCAGAGCACUUCGUCAAAGCCCUUUGCACUGGGACGCGCGCUUGGGGGCAGCGGUGGCUUGACGCGGGCUUCCUUGCCGCGCCGCCGCGCGUGGGCUUGAGGGCCACGUGAUCUACGAAGGUUCUCGUGUCGUGUGGCCUUUGCGGGGCCGUGGCCAAUAUGUGGGUUGUAGUUUUAUUUUAUCGAGGGUGAACCGGGGGUGGGGUUAUAUUGGUGAUGCUGGGAACGCCACUCUUCCUGUUUUUUCGAUGGCAGGCGUGAAGAUAUGCGGGGGGGGGUGGUUGGGUACAUCAUUACUGAACCAAUGUUUGUAUAAAAAUGAUCUCGUGCGGUCUUGACGGACUGUGGGUUAUUAUGAUGUGGGUUUAAUAAAUAAAUGUAACAUGAUCUGUAAUGCCACCACAAUAUAAAUAACAUUUAGCUCCAUCAACCCGAUCGGCACCUUGGAUGAAUGUUCUCCAGUAGUAUUUGCUUGUGCUGGCAAACUCCUGGCCGGUUUUCAACUCUCUCAUGCUCGUCAGCAAGCUUGUGGCUUUUUUAAAAACAGAUGCCGCUGGGAAACUGGUCCAGACGACCAAUAUGCCAAUGGGACCCCUAAACGUUAUUUUUCGGUGGUGAAACAAGACUGCCGACUGUUCAUUUACUGAAAUUAAUUUAUGUAUUAACAUUUCAAAUUAAAUCCUGUACACUACGCACACGUGGAGUGUCCUUGACGUUGCAGCACACGUGCGUGCACAGAGGCAUAUGCGUGGAGUAACGCAAUGCAACCGACGUUCCCCACUAAGUGGCGGUGAUGUCACCGCAGCCCAUUUUUUUUUGUUGUCGCCAGCAGAGCCUCCACGCACGUCUGCGCACGUGCGCGAGCAUCGAUGCGUACGCGCGCGAGCACUCUAGCGCGCGUAUACAUGUAGGAACAAUUACCUGCUAACUCUGUCUCGCAUUGAAUCCUGUGAGACUCGUAUUUUCUUGCCUUACAAAGAGCAGCUCAAUUGAGCCGCAUGCAGCUCAUUUAUAAAACAUCUCCUGUGCCCUCUCCUAUUUGUGUUCGUGGUUUGCAAGGCACAUCACACGUGGAGAAAUGGCACUAUCAAUGUGUCAGCAACUCCUAUAUCAAUACAGGAUUUUCAGUCAAAUUGGUUUCAUUUUUAUAGGGCAUACCACCACCACCACCUCCUCAAGCCCUCAAUUGAUUCGUCCAUCGGUAACUUCGUUGCCGCCUAUAAGAAUUGUGGGUCAAUAGGACUACGAGGAUCUAGUUUGGAGCUGGGACGAUUCGUCCAUUGAGGCGAUUAAUCGGCUAAAAAGAGUUGGCUAAAAAAAUGUUACGUUCUCACCCACCCCUACUGGGCAUCUGUGAAAAAGAGCUUUAUAGCUCAUCGGAUUCCACCAAUAAAAAUAACGAUUCUGAUUCUAAUAUUCUUGACAAUGGUUGCCCUGGCCCACGCCAUCCUGGGCCGGGAAACCGCCGAGGAGUUUCGCGCGGCGUGACGCAGCUAAUGGGGGAUUACUUCACCAAGCAACGCCCAUCACUUCCCGUUCAGCGGCACCAUGUACAAACAGAGGGAAUAUAUAUAUUUGUUUAUCCCUCCAACUGUUUUGGCGUCCUCUGGUUAGUCGAGUCGCGGAAACAAAGAAAUCAGUGCUGUAGAGAAAUGGAUUGCGGAAAUAGGCGGGUGUGGUGAUUAAAUGUUCUCCCCGUGGUCACGUGUAUUUUUCUCUGGGUCCUCCGGUUUUUCCCUCCACAUUUAGAAGCAUGCGUUUUGGGCCUUUGGCGGCUAUAAAUGUCCACGUGAUACGCCACUUCCUUGCGCUAUCUUACGUAGCCAGGUCGCUUCUGAAAAAGAGCCAUACAGCUCAGUGGGCCUUACCUGGUAAAAUAAAACGACAUGCCAGUUUUAUUUUUACUGACGUUCAGAGCUGGCAUAAUAGUUCAGCUAUGGGCUAUAUCCCAGCGCAACUUAAAUAAAAUUAAACUGGCAUAUACACUUAUUCAAUUACCGCACCCACCUCAAAGCACUUGACACCACUAGCCCGUGGGUGUCCGCGAUCAGUGAGCGAGUUUACAUGUGUACCGAUAGAAGUUGAACGUGACGCCGAGAACCCUAGACUGGUAGAGGGAAGGAGGUGCUGACCGUGCGAUGGGGCUGGACUCGGGAACGGCUCUCGAGAAACUACGCUUCAAAUGAAAUUUCUCCCAACCGCAAGUUUCAAGCCACAUUUUCUCCCGCCGCAAAUAAUGUUUGGCAUUUAUUUCGCUAUAAUAAAUAACUUAAUGGUAUUUUGGGGCUUUUUUUCCAUAAACAUGAACCUUGGAUUAGUAAGGGACAUUUUAUUUGAGGUUAACCUUCCACGCAGCAUACUUAACUCCGACUCCACAGACCACCCACUUCAUUCCGCCUGGUGUUUCUGAGUAUUCCAUAUUGCAACCCUCCUGGCUCUAGCAUCAGUAACGUACUGCGUACAAUUACGCAGUCGAAACAAUCCAGUCACUUUUCAAUGUUGGUUACUGCCCUUGUUGGAGGCCAACAUUUUGAAGGUUCCACCAGAUUAUUACUUUUGUAUUUGGUAGUUUAAUCCAUCUUUUUUUUUUAAAGGGGCCACAGACUUGGAGAGUCGAGUUAACCGGGACACGGGAGUGUUGCAACGCUGACUGAUUCGAGGUUCGGAACAAAGUUUCCGCUCAACACUUUUCUAUAUCCAUAUAUAGUUUAUAAUCAAUCCCUGAUGAAGGAUUUAUUUUCGUUUGUCAUAUCUAUAAUGAUUCUGAUUGCCAUCGUUGGGUUGUAUGCAUACCGUAUGUAUAGGUGACGCAUGCACAUAAUGUGAACUUUUAGCAAAAGGUACUUGCCAAAACUUGAAUUAAAUGAUCAUGUUCAUCAAGUGA